Heterostelium album PN500 is the source of this 1464-nucleotide messenger RNA. RefSeq names its product presenilin (gene psenA). Gene Ontology annotation, biological process: protein processing. Gene Ontology annotation, molecular function: aspartic endopeptidase activity, intramembrane cleaving. The transcript has 6 exons. The coding region runs from base 1 to 1464 and encodes 487 amino acids. Gene Ontology annotation, cellular component: membrane; nucleus. Lineage: Eukaryota; Evosea; Eumycetozoa; Acytosteliales; Acytosteliaceae. The record is from RefSeq and is a predicted model, not a curated record.
AUGUCACAUAGAUAUUCAGCAUUGUCCAAUGAUGAGGACGAUGCAAAAGGUAUUCUGGCUUCACCGUCCGAUAAGAAUCCUUUUGAAGACGAUGGUGAAGAGGUAGAUUUACUGACAACAACAACAACCACUACCACGACAACAACAACAUCAACAAAUAACCACCAGAAUAAUAAUAAUAAUUUGGAUAUUCAAAAUGAAUCGAAUGAACCAAAUGAAAACACCGGACUAAUAAACUCAGAGGCACAUCCAGAUGAAGAUGACGAAGAGGGUGAAACCGAUUUAGAAGAUUUCUCAAAUAUGAUCAUUGCAAUAUUAAAACCAGUUACAAUUACUAUGUUCUUAGUUGUUUGGGCAGUAAGAUCUAUUAAUGCAAAGAAUAAUAUUUUAGGUCAAUAUGUUGGUGGUGGAUCAAUGGGUAUGCUUGUCUAUAAUGAAUCUUCGGAUGAUUCCACAGGUCAAAAGAUUUGGGGAUCACUUUUGAAUGGUUUGGUUUUCUUGGUUGUAAUCGUGUUGACCACAGUAGCAUUUGUACUAUUAUAUAAGUAUCGUUGUCUCAAAGCUAUCUAUGCUUGGCUGUUUCUAUCGGUUGGAAUACUCUUGGCAUCAAUGGGUAGCUAUGUAUUUAUGGCAAUGUUGGAAGCAAACAAUUUAGCGUUGGAUUAUAUUACGUUUGCAUUCAUUAUGUUUAACUUUAGUGUUGGUGGUAUCAUUGCUGUGUUUUGGUAUGCACCGGUACUAAUGAAUCAAGGUUAUCUCGUUCUCAUCUCGACAUUGAUGGCUAUCUCCAUCAGUAGACUACCAGACUGGACUACCUGGGUUAUUCUAUCAGUCAUUUCAAUCUAUGAUCUAUUCGCUGUACUUUGUCCAAGAGGUCCUUUGAAGGUUUUGGUAGAGACGGCUCAAGAGAGAAAUGAAACGAUUCCAGCGUUGAUUUACAAUGCCAAUUUCGAACCACCAAGUAGACCGGAAUCAAUACCAAAACCACCACAACAACAGCAACAACAACAAUCGGCAUCUUCUUCUUCGUCUCAACAAGCUAGAUCAAGAAGAAAUAAUAACAAUGGUGGUGAAGACCAACAGGAAGAUGAAUUUGGACAACAACAACAACAACAAGAAGACGAUGCUCAAGUAGAUGUCAACAACAAUGACGAGGAAGUACCACCCAUCGAAGAGUUGGAACCGGAGCAAGAGAAACGAAGUUUGAAACUUGGUCUCGGUGAUUUUGUAUUCUACAGUGUACUCAUGGGAAGAGCUGCUAUGUUUGAUAUUAGUACUGUAUUCACUUGUUUUGUUGCUAUUAUAACUGGUCUAUUUGCAACACUAUUUUUAUUAGCUAUUUUCAGAAAGGCUCUACCAGCACUUCCAAUUUCGAUUGCAUUUGGAAUUCUAUUUUAUUUCCUCACUAGAAUCUUCCUCUAUCCGUUCAUUGAAACCAUGGGAUUGGUUGAAGUAUUUAUAUAA